AUGCGAAGUCGCCUGGGCCCCGCGCCAUCGCCUGCGACCGCUCCUCCACUCCCUCGCCGAUUCGCGCAUCAUCGCCCCUCACCAGCCACCCUCGCCGCAGGCUUCUCGUCGCCCCUCCACCAGCCACCCCGCCGCCUCCACCCUCACAUCGAGACGACGAGACGAACCGCCGCGUCCUCCUCCCCUUCACUGCUCGGCGCCAGGCAGAAUAAGGAAAGAGAGUAG
Linum trigynum is the source of this 225-nucleotide messenger RNA. Lineage: Eukaryota; Viridiplantae; Streptophyta; Magnoliopsida; Malpighiales; Linaceae. The record is from the annotation of a GenBank genome assembly.